GGUUCGAGUGUGAAUGUUCCCGCCUCUCGAGGACAUACGGUAGAGUUCGGCACACGUGAUUCGGUACUGAAUGAUCCAGUAUGGCGGAAUUUAUCACCGAGUUACGGCGGAAUUCACGCUAACGGAGAUUCGCUGUCAGACACUUUUGUGGAGGAAGUGUACUUGACUGAAACUACACCUAGGAGAACGUCACCCGCUCUGAACAUCAUGACAUCACAAUCAAGUCAAUCAGACUCUCAGAUGGAGCAGACCGUGGAAAUUCUGAAGCCCUCGGCAUUUGAUCAGAUUCCUGCAGUUGAACUGAGUUCGGCUCUGCCCGUAAAAGUUCCGCCUGCCGCCAUCCCCAUGGAUCUGGUUGUGGACGCGACCCUUGCACCGGACAUGAUACGCCACGAACAGAAGCUGCAGCAGGAGGUUUUGGCUCUCAAACACAAGCAGCAAGUGCAGCGGCAGCUUCUUAUCGCUGAAUUUCAGCGGCAACAUGAGCAGCUGUCGCGCCAGCAUGAGGCCCAGUUACAGGAGCACAUGAAGCACCAGCAGGAGCUUCUCGCUCUUAAACAUCAGCAGGAGCUCAUGGAGCACCAGAAGAAGAUGGAGCAGGAGCUGGAAAAACAGCAACGAGACCAAAAACUUCAGCUUCUCAAGAACAAAGAACGUGGGCAAGAAAGUGCAGUAGCGAGUACAGAAGUAAAGAUGCGCCUGCAGGAGUUUGUUCUGAAUAAGAAGAAAGCACUUGCUCAACGCAGUCUCAACCACUGCAUGUCCAACAAUCCAGGCUACUGGUGCAGGCAAACUCAUCACAGUUCUUUAGAUCAAAGUUCCCCGCCUCAGACCACCAUCAGCCCCUUUAACCAAUCUGCCAUGGGUGUCUGCGACUCAAAGAACGACUUUCCACUUCGUAAAACAGCGUCUGAACCAAACCUGAAGCUGCGCUCUCGUCUGAAGCAGAAGGUGACCGAGAGGAGGAGCAGCCCGCUUCUGCGGCGGAAAAACGGUCCCCUCAGCGCAGCGAAGAAACGUUCUCUGGAUCUUGCAGAUUCGGCAUGUAGCAGCGCACCUGGAUCUGGGCCGAGCUCCCCAAACAACAGCUCGCAGGGAAACUUGUGUGAGAACAGUGUCAACGCAGCCGUUUUGAGCGAGUCGUCUUUAACUCACAGGUUAUCUGGAUGUGAUGGGUCGCUGUACACGUCUCCUUCAUUACCCAACAUCACCCUGGGCCUCCCUGCCUCCACUGUCAACAGUCAGGACAGUGAAUGUUUGUCUGUGUCCAGUUUACCCAUAAGUGCUCCAUUCCUGGCCACCUCUCACAUUCCUUCAUAUCUUGGCAAUUCUGACACUGCAAAUACCCAUAAUGCACUGUUGCACCACAUGGUUCUUCUGGAGCAAUCUGCUCCACAAAGCCCUUUAGCUGCUGGUGUUGCAGCAGCUCCACUGCAGUCUCUACAGAAGCUGCGUCAACACAGACCGCUGGGCCGCACGCAGUCCGCUCCUCUUCCUCAGAGCUCUCAGGCUCUUCAACAGCUGGUGGUCCAACAGCAGCACCAGCAGUUCCUGGAGAAACACAAACAGCACUUCCAACAUCUCCACAUCAACAAGAUGUUGAGCAAACCUGAGAGUCAGCACCAGAGUCACCCCGAGGAGACUGAUGAAGAUCUACAGGAACAGCCAGAAACACAAACUCUUCCCAUGAAUAUCAGUGUUAAACAGGAAGAUCCUGAUCUCACAGACGAGCAGACGCAGGAGGGACAAGAAGUGCUUUUUAAACAGCAGGCUCUUCUGUUGGAGCAGCAGAGGAUUCAUCAGCUGAGGAACUAUCAGGCAUCAGUGGAGGCAGCAGGUGUGUCAGUCGUUUUCCCAGGGCCCCGCCCCCUCUCCAGGGCCCAAUCAUCACCUGAAUCUGCUUCAUUUAUCAGUGUACAGGAACAGCCUUCCAAAAAUCCUUUAACCACAGGUCUGGUGUACGAUUCCCUUAUGCAGAAACACCAGUGCAUGUGUGGUAACACAAACGUACACCCCGAACACGCCGGCCGUAUUCAGAGCAUUUGGUCUCGUCUGCAGGAGACAGGCCUGCGCAGUCGGUGUGAGUGUAUUCGUGGAAGAAAAGCCACAUUAGAGGAGCUACAAACAGUUCAUUCUGAGGCACAUGUCAUGCUGUACGGGACCAACCCACUGCGACAAAAACUGGACAGUUCUGUCAUAUCCAUGUUUGUCAGGUUGCCAUGUGGCGGUAUUGGGGUGGACAGCGACACCGUCUGGAAUGAAGUUCACUCUGCGAGCGCAGCGCGUCUGGCCGUCGGCUCCGUAGUUGAGCUCGUCUUUAAAGUCGCGUCGGGAGAGCUGAAGAACGGUUUCGCUGUGGUCCGGCCUCCAGGACACCAUGCGGAGGAGAGCACGCCGAUGGGCUUUUGUUACUUUAACUCCAUUGCCAUAGCGGCUAAACUCCUGCAACAAAGACUAAAUGUCAACAAAAUUCUUAUUGUUGAUUGGGAUGUUCAUCAUGGCAAUGGAACUCAGCAAGCGUUUUACAAUGAUCCUAAUGUUCUUUACAUUUCGCUUCAUCGUUACGACGAUGGGAAUUUCUUCCCAGGCAGCGGUGCUCCCGAAGAGGUGGGCAGUGGACUAGGAGUCGGUUUCAACAUUAAUAUGGCGUUUACCGGGGGGUUGGAUCCACCAAUGGGUGAUGCUGAAUAUCUGGCUGCUUUUAGGACAGUGGUUAUGCCAAUCUCAAAUGAGUUUGCCCCGGAUAUAGUUCUGGUAUCGGCAGGUUUUGACGCUGUGGACGGACACCCUCCUCCCCUGGGGGGUUAUAAACUGACCUCCAAAUGUUUGGGAUACCUGACUAAACAGCUGAUGGGAUUGGCUGGGGGUCGUGUGGUGCUGGCACUGGAAGGAGGUCAUGACCUUAAGGCCAUAUGCGAUGCUUCAGAGGCUUGCGUGUCUGCGCUGCUGGGAAUUGAGCUAGAGCCGCUUUCAUCUGAGGUUCUGAUGCAGAGACCCAAUGAGAACGCUGUAAGCUCCAUAGAGAAAGUUCUAGAAACUCACAGCAAGUACUGGAGGUCGGUGCAACCGUUCAUCUCCAGUGUUAGCUUCUCUCUGAAGGAAGCUCAGAGGGGAGAAUCUGAGGAAAAUGAAACUGUGACAGCGAUGGCAUCGUUGUCUGUGGCCGUCAUGGAGAAAAGAACUGAAGAUGAACCCAUGGAGGAGGAGCCGCCCAUGUAAAAUGGGUCUCGCUUCUAUUUGGCUUUGCCUCAUGGAGACCACUGCUCAGGAUGUCUGUGAGCGACAAGAGUAAUGUCAGGGCAUGAAGCCUAACUCUCAAUGUUAGUGCUGUAGCCCACUAGCAUUCUGGCCCCAAUGCAACACGUUGAAGAUGAAGAGAUCUGAGAUGUUUGUUUUUGGAGACCUCUGUCCUGUUGGCCCUGCUGUGCAAACAUCGAGGACCGCUCAAAUAAGCCACAAGAUAAUUCAGAGAGAUGAGGGUGAAUAGAUGAGUAUAUGAAGAAGGAAGGGUUCCACUAAUCCUCAUCAGGUCCUGGAAACGUUUGUUUUGUAAAGACACUAGGCAUUUUCCAUCUGCUCAUAAACUGGUGUGAGGGAUUGCGGGACCUCAGCCCUUCUUUACGGAUGUCUUGGCAUUUCUGAGCAAGUGAAUGCCAUCAUACGUUUGGAGGAACUUUGCGUUAAGUCAAUACUGUCAAAACUCAAUACCCAUAAUUCCAGUGGAUGGGCGACUGAAGAGGAGUUUGUGAUUGAGCGAACAUCAAUUCUGCAUGAAGACUGACUGUAGUGUGAACCAUUUCCAUUACUCUCUGUGUCUAUUGAGCUAUGUAAACGCUUCAGAAAAGCAUCCUGUCUCUGGUAAUGCUUAAGAGUCUCAACAUCACUUGUGUAGCUUCAUAUUAAAAAAGUGCAGGUGUUUAUUUUCAGCCUGAUUCAUUACCUGGAAUGCACAUUGCAAGGAAAAGCUACAAAUGAGGUGUUGUCACAUGUGUGAAAUGAAGAAAACUCACAUAAAAUAGUUUGACCAAAAGCAUGAGUUUGCAUCUUGUGUUGCACAUUUUUCUAACCCUGUCUGUCAAAUUAGCAUUUGCUUAAACUAAACCACAAUUGUAUGUUUAAAGUUUUGGCACUAUUUUUAAACAUAGUCCAUUGCUGUUGGAUCUUACAUAGGAACGUUUUUUACAGGAUUGAUCAAAAGACCAAAUCAGCUUCUCGUGUUUGUAACCCUUAUGACACUGUAAUAACAGCAAGAGGGUGUGAAUGUGAAACUGCUACAUGAUAAUGUUGUGGACCUCUUAGCAUGAAGAGGAAAUUGUACACAAAAUUAAUACCACUUGAAUGUUGAAUUAGUUUCAUCAAACUGUUGCUCUAAAAUAAACCUUGGCUCUUCACAACAUUUUAA
Paramisgurnus dabryanus is the source of this 4402-nucleotide messenger RNA. RefSeq names its product histone deacetylase 4-like. Gene Ontology annotation, molecular function: histone deacetylase activity. NCBI's taxonomy places the organism in Eukaryota, Metazoa, Chordata, Actinopteri, Cypriniformes, Cobitidae. Gene Ontology annotation, biological process: negative regulation of transcription by RNA polymerase II. The record is from RefSeq and is a predicted model, not a curated record.